Pomacea canaliculata is the source of this 11115-nucleotide messenger RNA. RefSeq names its product neurofascin-like. Gene Ontology annotation, molecular function: protein binding. The record is from RefSeq and is a predicted model, not a curated record. Gene Ontology annotation, biological process: cell-cell adhesion. Lineage: Eukaryota; Metazoa; Mollusca; Gastropoda; Architaenioglossa; Ampullariidae.
GUCAGAAGCGGUCAUGUGAUCUCCUUCUGUUGACAUUUUGUGUCUUCUGCUUCGCUCGAUCAGUCGCUAGCUGCCGGCGUUGCGUUUGCCACGAUUAUGGUCAACUUUUGGAUUACCCAAGAAUAGGUGUGUUAUCGUAGAUUCCAGUGAUUCAGUUGAAUGUAGUGUCCACAUCCAAAAUUGGCAACUGUGUGGUACUACAACUGCAAAGCCAUGAAGGUCUGGAUAUUACCCCUCCUACUUGUUCUGUCUGCCUGUCUCUUGACAGCAGUCAAUGGAGCACAGAUACAUAAUUGUAUGCCACCAGCCAUUACCACGCAGGCUAGAAUGACUGUGUAUUUUCAUGACAGUACUAAAGUGGAUCUCCCUUGCAUAGCUCAAGGAAAACAGACACUAGUCUAUUCCUGGCUAAAGGAUGGCGAAGUUCUUGACCUUAACUCGGAAGAAAAUAAGGCUCGGAUAUCUGUUACUCCUGGACAGGGAAGCAUAUCCAUUCCUCAGGCUACUGAUGCUGAUGCUGGGGUCUAUCAGUGCAGGGUCCAGAAUCAAUGUGGUGUGUCAUUAUCCAUUAAAACAAACCUGUUGAGGGUUUUUAUUGAACCCUUUCCCCCAGUGACUGAACCAGAGAUCAAGAAGGUCAGUCUGGGUCAGAGCUUGAAGUUGAGCUGUAACCCUCCAAACAGCGUUCCAAAAGCUACCACCUGGUGGAUUUUAAAUCCGUCAGAUGAUGAGUAUAAUGGUAAUGACAAUGUUGACAAGGAGGAAGACAUGUUCAACAAAGUUGAAGAAAAUGACCGUAUCACAUCAGACUACAAUGGAAACCUGUAUUUUAUCUAUGUUAUGGAGGAUGAUGAACAGAAGGGAAAUCGUUACACAUGCACGGCCUACAACAGUGAACUGCGGUCAUUAAAUCAAGGAGAAGAUAAAGUUAUCAAACCCUAUGGAAGCAGUAUGAACAAUAUGCCGGUGAGCAUGAUGUGGCAUUCACCUACAGAGGUAGUGGCCUUGGAAGGAGAGAAAGCAAGAUUCAAAUGCAUCAUUGCUGGAUUCCCACCUCCAACAGUUAGCUGGAGACGUGUUGGUCAUGGAUCAAUGGAUGAUGUACGCAUGUCUGAGACCUCUCACAAACAUGAGUUCACCAUUAAGAAUGUUCAACCUGAAGAUGCUGGAGUGUAUGAGUGUUCAGGCCGUAAUUGUCGUGGAAAGCCUGUGAAACAGAAUUUUACCCUCAUUGUUAAAUCCUCACCAAAGUGGACACAAAUGCCUAAAGAUAUGGAGGUGGGUGUGGAGGAUAAUGUCACCAUCGUCUGCGAUGCUGAAGGAGAUCCUCAACCUCACAUCCAGUGGUAUAUUAAUGGCAUCCCCAUUAAUGAGAGUACACCAGCAGCGAGCAACAGGCAAGUGCGGAGAAAUGUAUUGAUGUUUUACAAUGUUACACAGGAUGACUCACAAGUGAUUCAGUGUAAUGUGUCCAAUGUCUAUGGCUACCGAUGGGCAGAUGUUUUCAUGCAAGUUGUUGCUGUUGAACCUGCUAUUACCAAAGAGCCUACCCAGCAGAAAGUGGCAAAAGAAAGGAAUGUCACAAUUCCUUGUCAGGUGACAGGCAAGCCCAAGCCUAGUGUGGUCUGGUACAAAGGCUCUCAGCUUUUGUCUGGAAACCGUUACAAGAUCAUGGACAAUGGUGAUUUGCAUGUAGCUAUGGUAGAGGAGGGUGACUCUGGUCAAUAUACAUGCCUAGCAAUGAAUCGCUUUGGACAAGCCAGAGCUGAAGGCUCGCUACUUGUCAGAGGUAAAACAACCAUUGUGAGCAAGCCAGUGGAUGAUCAAGUAAGCUAUGGCGAGGAAGCCCAUUUCCGAUGUGUUGCCAAGACAGACCCUCAUGAGACAAAUAAUCUCAGAUAUUAUUGGCUUAAAAAUGGGGAGCGACUUAACACCUCUGAUCCUAGGAUCAGGAUUGAAGCUGAGGACCUUUACAUUACUAAGACCACCAGCAAAGAUACUGGCACUUACACUUGUGUUGCUGACAACCAGCUUGACAGCGACAAUGUUACUGCUGUUCUGGAAGUGAAAGCACCUCCCGAUCCUCCUUACAAUGUCUCAGUGGUUGUUUGCUCCGGGUCUAAUGCUGAUCUGGCAUGGGAGUUUGCAGACUCUUCUUCCAACUUCUCUCCCCUGCAGAGUUUCAUUGUGGAGUACAACAACUCAAAUGAUCCAGAUAACUGGGUUGUUUCUUCAAGUCCAUCUGCAGCUGAUAGGCAAGCAAGGGUGCAAUUGACACCUUGGGCAUCCUACACGUUCCGCGUUCGUGCUGUGAAUGGUAUUGGCAUCAGUGAUCCGAGCAAACCAACGCAGACUCUUUGUCAGACUCCAGAAGCUCGACCAGCAAGACAUCCUGCUGGUGUGCGAACUGUUGGAGACAAGACUGGUUAUUUGGUCAUCGAGUGGGAACCCAUGCCGAAGAUUGAGCACAAUGGACAAGAUUUCCAGUACAUAAUCACCUGGCAAGCAGAAGGGGAAGAAGAAGUGAAAACAUACAUUGAGACAAAUCCUGAGGUUAAUAGAUAUGAAGUCAAAGUAGAUGGAGUCUACAAACCUUACACUGUGACUGUCUCAGCAAAAAAUGCAAAAGGUGAACCGCAUUUAAAGGCCAAGCCAGUGAGAGGAUUUUCUGGUGAAGCUGAACCCCGAGUGGUGCCUCAGAACUUUGAGCUAGAUCCAGAUGUACCUGUGACUGCAACCAGUGCUGGAUUUCGCUGGGAUCCUGUAGAUACAAGCCCUAAGUCUAUCAGAGGAGCAUUCCAGGGCUAUAAGAUUCGCUACUGGAAAAAAGAUAGAAAAGAAGACACGCUGCAUGAGGAACUUGUUGUUGUCCCUGAUAUUCGCAGCCGAAGGGCUACAAUAGAGGACUAUUACAAUCCUGAAGAUAAAAUACGGGGCACAGUGUCUAACCUUCCGUCAUACUCUGACAUUGAAGCUGAUGUUGUUGUUGUUAACACUUACUUUAGUUCUAAUGGAAGCAACAUCAUUAAUUUUACUACACCAGAAGGAGUUCCAGAUCGAGUUGAAUACUUGGAGGCACUUUUCAGGGGAUCUUCUCACUUCUUACUUGAGUGGGGACCACCUAUUGAGAAAAAUGGAAUAAUUACUGGCUAUGGAAUUGGAUACAGACAUAUUGGUUCUUCAGUUGAUGGCUUGAUGGUGAAUGAUCUAGUUAUUGUGCGUGAUGACCUGGGGCCAGAACAAAGACGUGCCACCAUUGAAAACCUUGUGGCUAAUUCCUUGUACCGCUUGUACGUCUGGGCAAAGACUGCUAAAGGACAAGGACGGGAAUAUUUUAUUGAUGUUCGCACUACAGAUGAUAUAACAAAGUUGGCUUUCCCUGAGAUCAAAGACAUUUAUCCUGGAGAAUAUCGCGCUAACAUCACCUGGGAUUUACCUGAUGAGAAGGGAGCCCGUACAGGGUCUAAGUACUAUCUGGAGUACAGAAAGAUGGGAAAUGGAAAAUGGGAAAGAGAACAGCAUGCUGCUACAGAACACUUUUGGCUCACACUGGAAAAAUUAGAGCCAGCCACAACCUAUGAAGUGCGUGUCAUCAGUAUGCCGAACAGCAAAGCAGCUGAAAUGGACUCUUCAAACUACCAGCCUAGUGACAGAAAAGUCUUCACAACUACUGGGAUAGGUUUUGGUUUGGAAGCUCUAUCUCUUGUGAAUGGCAGCUUGGAAGAUAAAGCAAACAACAAAACAGAUGAACAUACAUCUGGAGGUGCAACAAAAGCGGCCGGCUUUCUGUCAGCAUGGUGGUUUAUUAUCAUGAUGGUUGCUAUUGCUAUCCUUAUUCUCAUUCUUAUCAUUGUCUGUAUUGUCAAGAGAAACCGUGGCAAAGAGUAUAAAUUUCCACCUGAGAAGGACACUACAGAUGAAACACCAGGACACUUCAAUGAGAUGGCAAAAAGUGACAAGAAUGGAGUGGGUGCCAGUUCAUCUUUUGAUCGAGACCCAGAAAAAGUUCCAUUAGAGGAGAGACAGAUCCUAGAAGACUAUGGUGAUGUUGACCCAACAAAAUUCAACGAAGAUGGCUCUUUCAUUGGCCAAUAUGGCUCUGGAAAGGCUGAGGGUGGGGAACCACCUAAUGCAUCUGCCAUGUCCUCCAUUGUAUAGUAAAGUCUUCAUUUCUGGGACUGCUCUGUUCAAAAAAGAAAGCAUGGCAGCCCCGUUCACACCUGUCAGCUACUUUAGCCAUGUUGUAGUCAACCAGUCAGCAUCUGGGCACAUCUCUGAGGACUGCCAGUCUAGUCAAUUCUAAUGCCAUGACAUUUGCUGCAAGGAAAUCGACUGACAUGCCAACUGUCCUAGACCCAGAGCUUGGAGCAGCUGCAAUGCUAUGGCCACACAUUUUUGAAGCCAGUGAGAAACUGACAGAACAAAUAAACAUGUCUUUGAUUAAGCCAGCAGGAUUUGUUUACUUAGCUUGCAAGCUUGGACAGUAGUUGCAAGAUUUAGGGGUGUUUUUUAAUCAGGUUUUGAGAUUGUGCUGUACGCUAGUCCAAAGAAGACAGCAAUGGGAAUAAACAUCAAACUCUGCAUCCUUGCUGAAUAUGACUGUAGGAUAAAAAUAUGGAAACACUGAGAAGAUCGAGACAGGUUAGGUAGUAAAUGAGUAGGGAAGCAUGCAUCAGUGCUGGUUUGGAUUUCAUAAACUGAUUUUCUUCUUCCCCUAUCAAGCAAGCUUGUCAGCACAAAUAGUGGUUUACAAACAUAUAAACUGCAACAUUAUUUGUGAACUUUUUGGUUUCUGCAAGAUAGUGAAAAUAUUCUGCAGUGAAGUGGGUAUAGAGAAGGGACACUACGAAGAACAAAACAGAGCUGUAUUUGCAGGUAACAGGGAAUGGUCUUUGAAAUGGUGUCUAUAUUUUUCAUGAGUGUGGAAGAGUCAUGUUGAAACAGCUUUUAAGUCUGUGAAACAGUUUGUGUGAAUCAAGUGUUACCCAAGCAAUGUUAGAUGGUCACACAUAGCCAACCUCAAAUGAUGUCUUGGUCAUCGGCUAGUCAUAAAUGGCCAGCACCACUGGUAUUAUAUUUUCAUGACAUGAUCGCUUGCCCAGCAAGCAGGAUGCUCCGUUCAUCAGGUGGCGACAACUCUCCAGUGUCAUGGAUGGUAUGCACAUCCUUUAAAACUGUGGACUGAUUUUUUUCACUGUAAUUUUCUUUGAUGAUUUUGUUUUUCAAAGUAAUUUUAUUUAAGGAAAUGAUCCCAUUUUAAUCACAUAAUUGUGUUUUUUCCUAAGGGAUUUUUCUUGAUCUGUAUUGAAAUAAUAUUUCGUUGUGGCUGAUGAUGUCAUUGGCUGUCAUUGCAGCACAAGGAGUGUGAUGCAAAUUCUGAUCUAGCUGAUAUAGUGUUUACUAUUUCCAAAAUGCUUGGAUUUCAUUUUGUAAUUGAGCCACACCAUGUCCUCUCUUUCGUGCGGAAAUUCCACUGAAAGUGAUACCAUGAAGUAAGACAAACAUCAUCUUCACAUGACAGUUUGAUUUUCACAACUUGAUAGUAACGUCAAGAUCUGACUUCUUCCCACCGUCAGCAAAACUUUUGAACUUUAGAAAAAUGUUCUCAAAUGAAUCAUGUUGUGGCACAGCUUUAUGUGAAUUUUUUUGUCAUAUAUAUUGAAAAAUAAUAAUGUGGAAUAGUUGCUUUGAUUUUGGAAAAAAGUGGUACCUUUGGAAUAUUAAUUGUUGUUUAAGGCUUCAAUUGUUGUAGUGAUACUUUGGUCAGUGGAUGUGCAGCAUCCAUGUUGUGACAAGGCCGCAUUCAGACCUGAAGGAGGACUUUUACGCUGGUAUAAAGUACACUGCCAUACCUUUUGUGUAUGUACUGCCCAUCUUUUUUCUGCAGCUUAUGUGCCAUUGUAAUCCCACUUGCUGCCAUCUUGUCAAAAGCAAAGAUGUGAAUUAUUUCACUGGUUUAAGUCCUAGUACAAUAUGUUAGUCUGUAGACUAAAAUGGACCCAUACAAGUCAAUUUAUAAUAAAAUGCUUUCCUUCUCGUUGUGUACUAGGUUUGUCCUAGAGAACUUCUUGGACCGGGAACUUUUGGAGAGGUUUUAAAAAGCAUUUACAUGGGAGAUUGUUUAAUCUUUUAUACAUAUUUAUGUUUAUUGGAGCAUCUAUAUGGUCCUUACCUGGCCCCAUCCCCAUCCAAUCUUUUGUAAAAUAAUUAUUCUGGGUUUUGGAGGGAGGGGAAGAAGAGAGAAUCCAAGCAAGUGUGUGUGAGAAUGUAUAUAAGGUAGAAAGAGAGAGAAGUUGACACGACAAAGUGAUUGUUUGAUUGCCUGCUUGAUUAGUGCUCUUUAUUAGGGAGUGAAAGAAACUGGGUUCUGCAAACUGAAUCUCAUAUGCGUAGUUUAAGUUUCAUUUUCUUUGUUGCUAUACAAUCACUGGCCGGUGUAUGAUGUUGUGGAAGUGUAUAAUCUUCUGAAAAAAAGCUAGUUAUAAUGUAUGUUGCAUGGAUCUGCACCUACCAUUUGUGUUAGAUGAAGAAGAAAGAAUGUGCUUAUGUGGUUUUAUUUUUGGCUGAUGAUAUCACAGUUGUGCCGUUGGUUGUGAUGUUUCAUGCUGUUCAACAUGAAAUCGGCUCCAUAUUUUGAUAGUUUUUGCUACCUAUCUUUUGCAUAAUUCCUUGUUCCCACUGCUAGAAUAUAAUUAGUUGUUUCACCAUAACUUGUCAUGCCCCAGAAUGUUGUGACCAGACUCAUUUAGUAGUAAUAUCUAAGUUACUUUUAUUCUCAGGAUGAGGAUUACAUCUAAACAUUACAAAUCUACACAUGACCAUUAAAAACAUCUCAAAACAGAAUAACCUUUGGUGUGUUAAAAAUUGCUGCUGUCAUUAAAAUGUAAUAAUUUGGUCUGCAUGUAUUCAGUGGUGUACAGAGUUGUACAGCAAAAAAUCCAGACUUUGUUGUUGUUAUUAUUUCACUUUGAGAAUAUAUUGGACAUUUGUUAAACAUUAAUACUUUAUAAUUUGAUUGACAGGAGUCACCCUAAAUCCAUCAGUAAUAAUGUUGUAUUUGCUGAUUUAAAGGUCAUCAAAUAACAGAAGUUUAGAUUUAAGUUUUAUUGCAUUUUUUGUUUACACUCUAGUUUUGACCAUGCAGGAAAAGUUACUAGAGUCAAUAAUGUAAUAGUUUAGCUGCAGAGUGAUGGGGAUGUCAAAAAGAGAAAAUUGUUAUUCCUGUUAAUAGUAGCUUUAUGGCAUCAGUCAGUGAAAGUGCUUUGUUCAUUCCACAGCAGAUUUUUCUUUGCUGCAUAAGAAUUAUUCAUUGAGUGCAAUAUGUCAGUCUUACCACCUCAUACCUCAUGCUUCAUGUAGUCUGUCUUGGCCUCAUUUUGGGGUCUGGUUUUGUAUGUUUUCAUUUUUUUAUAACAUUGAAGAUUCCAAAUGUUUUGAUAGAUUUUGUCAUACGUUUGUCAUUUUUCCUUUCAUCUUGAUUUGAAUCUUCAUCCUCACCAGUAAUGUCUUUCUUUGUCCUUAAACAUCUUACAUUUGUGAUAGUCAUCUUUAUCAGUUUUUCCUUGAGUGAUCGUGUAAAUCUUGUUUAAAGCCAUAUUUUUCUUCGUUGUCUUUGUUGUAAUAUUUCCACCUUUUUUUAUUCAUUAAAAAAUAAUAAAUCCUGAGGUUCACCCAUAAGCAUGUGCCAAGCAGACUCAAGGAUACAUUUUUGCAUUCUUAAACAUUGUGCACAGGUCAGAACAGCCUGGAGAAAUGGAUUUAUAUCUUGGGGCAUUGGUUUCUGAUCUGAUACAUGAGCAGGUCUUUGGCAGAGUUAAAUAUUAACUACUAACUGAAAUAUUUUAGUUUUUAAGUUAAAAGUCAGACUAGCAAUGUCCUGUACAUGCCAAAAAUUCAGUAUUAUUUUGGUUUCCCUAAAAGCAGAUCUUCAACUACUAUAUCAGUAAGUCAUAGGAAUGAUAUCUAACAACAGUUCUAAAGCAAGAUGCUAUGCAUCAUACUUAAUUAUCUCUAUGAUACAUGUAAAUAUUAAAAAUGAGUUAUUACAUCAUAAACACUUUCUUUGAAAUAAACAGAAUAAAUAAACAUGAAAAUCAUUUUAUAGCUGUAAGCUAGAACAUCUAGUUCACACAGAGUUCCUCAGUUUGUGUGAAAACAAGAUAAACCUAGUCUUUUUUUUUUUUUUCUUGUAGUCUGAGCACCAUUUUUUUCAUCAGGAUUUUUAUCCAUCAUACUGAAAUCCAUUUCUGAAUGUCCACUCCAAAGUUAAUGUAUUCUUGUGUAUUUUUUUUUUUUUUAACAUAUGAUAUUGUGAACCCACAUCCAGAUGUAAGACGCAUGAGUGAAGGAACGAUGUGUGUACUUAAAUAUUAAUGCUGGAAACAAAGAUCUGAAUGUUAUGCUGAUGUACAUUAUUAGAUGUAUGAAGCAAGUAAAUUUGAGUUUAAGGGGAAGGCAACUGAGUUUUUUGCUAUGCAUGUUACAGAUGACAUCCUUUAUACCUGGCAUGUGCUACAGAACCCUUGUAUUGUUGCUUAUUAGUACUGGUAUAAAUGUGUAAUAUCAGAUUUGUUACAUACACUACAAUGUAAAUUCUCAGCACAUGGUUUGUUAGUGCAUGAUGUUCAAUUCUCUUUUCUGUAUAUUUUUUAUCAACAUUGGAUGUCCUUCAGUCGCAUCUGUUCUACCAGUGCCUCUCUGUUCCAAUCUUUUAUUCCAGCUGGGAAAAAAAUAAUUGCCCUUUUAUGUUCCCACAGUUCUUGUAAGAAUAAAUUUAUAUUUCACUUGACUGAAGGCAAUUUGUUUGAUAUGUACAUACUGCAUUCUUCAGAAAAUAGCUGGGUAAAAUACAACAUGAGUGGGUUUCACAGUAAAGCUUCCAUCAGGGACUUAUUGAUACUUGUAAGAUCUGUUUUGUAUUGUGUUAACAAUCCUUUUGUCUUUCAGUGUCUAAUUCUACUUAUCCACUUCUUCAUGCAAACCAUUAAUAAAAUGUGUCUGUUUCCAAAGCACAUUUGUGACAUUUUCUUCUGGCCUGUAAAUAAAAUGUGCUGUUAUUGUAAUUAUAGGCAGGGUCAGAUUUGUUGGACAUGGCCACUAGAUUCUAAGUGGAAUUAGGUCAUGUCCCAUAAAUGAUAAAAGUGUACUGUUUGAGGCUUUUUGGUUUCCUGUCAAAUAUCCACAAUCUGUUAUCAUCAUUUCUACACCAAGGAUAUUCCCUUUGUUACUCAAAUGUCUGUCAGGCUUUUAUAAUGCAUUCAACAGAGAUAAUAGAAGAUCUUUUUUUUUAAAUCCUCAACUUGAUGGUAUGUAUGCUAUAAAACACCUUUUCAUCCAAGCAUGUGCUUCACUGACAAUUUUUAUUUUUGAUAUCUUUACAUUAUGAUCCUCUUCAAAUUCCAAUAUGCUUCAUCCUUUUUGAACUUUUCAUGUUCAGCAUUGCAGAAAUAGUGGAUAUUUGGGCAGUUAAAGAAGUGCUUGGAGCUGUUUUAAAGAUUAAGUCAGGUUGGGAGAGAGCUAUAUAAUUCUUUUGAACUUUUAAACAUAAUAUUGUGAACAGUGAAAAAAAAAAUUUUUAUUUUUUAACAAUGUCAUCACUGAUUUCCACGGUGAUCCGUUCAUCAGAGACACUACUCCACUCUGUGUUCAUCUCAUGUAAUAAGACAGUGCAGAGUGAAUAUGGAUUAACAAGAUUUUGUUUUCUUCCUAUUGGCUGGGAGAGGCUGCAUACCUCAAUAGGAUGUAUACUCAUCAUUCUUACAUUAGGUAAUGUCAUGGAAAUUUUUUUGAAAAAUUUUGCUAUGUUCAGAUGCCAAUGUUGGCGACUGAAUUUUAUAGUGAACUGUUCAUUUAGAAGUGAGCAAAGGGUUUCUUUGGGUUAAAAGAGAGCCUCCAUCCAAAAAAGAAUUGUGUGAUCAUUAUAUUUAGUACUAAUAUGUAAAUAAUUUUUAGCACUCCAGGAAUGUUUGGAGCCUUGAUUCUGCAGAUUUGUAUAUUUUUUAAUCUCUUGGAGGAAGAAUGUCAAUAGGCCAUCUGCAACAAGUGUUCUAGCUUUUACAGGCAUACUUUUUUCCCAGCAGCUUCUUUGAAGGAACAUGGUUGCCAUCAUCAUUUUGAGUGUCAGAGGGAAAAUGUUCAUCAUUGAUUGCCAUGUUCUCUUUACUGUGCAAUGGUGUCAUGUUAUUUUUCACAAAAUCUGCUGAAAAUCAUCUCUCAUGCUCUGAUAUUAACCAUGUGACAUGCUUAUACAAAUCAUCCGCUUUCAAUGAUUGGCUGCUACUGUAGAACAUGUACAGUGUCUUGUAAGCAGUAGUUGUUAGAUCCACCAGUGACAUGGUCAUAAUACAGUUAUGUUACUCCUCGUAAUCAUUAUUUUGUGCUCAUGGUAUCUGAACCAACACCCCAUUCCCUGCGUUACCGUAUUGUUUCCAAUUCAUGCUCACACACCAGCGAAGUGUCAGUUAUGUGCCUUCCUAAGACAAAAUACAAUGAGUAAGAAAGAAAACCUAGAAACAACAAACACAAGGUACAGGCUGAUGUUCCACAACAGAGUUGAUUGCAGACUUUUCAUGAUGUGUGAGACUUGAUGUCAGUUUCCAUAAAUUGUUUUCUUACACGCUUGCUCUAAAUACCUUUGACUGGCGGUUAUUAAGGUCAUUGUUUCUCCAGUACAUUAAGAUUGGACACAAUACGGUAUAGAUCCACACACACACACAUUGUGCAAUUACAAAUGCAGAUGGUUUAUUUCAGUUUGGAGGAUACUGACAAUUUUUCAACAUGCUAGGCCCUCCCUGAAGUUUUCUUUUUCAUUUUAGACUCAGUUUCAGCUGUGUCUUUUUGUGUUGCAAAAAUAAAUGAAGUCCAAAUAACCAUCGGUUACUGGAUUCAAUAAGAAUAACAUAAUGCUUUUGAAUCUAUUGAUAUAUUAAUUCCUUUUUUAAUACAUUAUUGUUAAUUCACUGUGUAAUUAACUGGUUAGCAAAGUGUGUAUACUGAUCUGGUUAUUCAUACUGGGAUACUUUUGUUUCUACCAUCAAUUUUUGAGGCUCAUGUGUCUUCUCUGUGCAGUUUCUUUCACAUCAAACAAAUUUUAAUAAAUUUGUGCUUUAUUCAUUA